This is a messenger RNA of Histoplasma capsulatum G186AR, 414 nucleotides long. RefSeq lists its product as uncharacterized. Lineage: Eukaryota; Fungi; Ascomycota; Eurotiomycetes; Onygenales; Ajellomycetaceae. The transcript has 2 exons. The record is from RefSeq and is a predicted model, not a curated record.
UUGCGGGCUCUGUGCGAGAUAGCAAACAGGGUGCCCAUAAAACAAGAGGCUAGCGAGCCUUUUCCAUCCAGGUUCGAUUUUCGCUCACUAUUACCAGCGCCAUGCCCAAGACUGGCGAAUCUUGACUCGGCCAGUGUGAAAGGGAAAGGAAAGUUACCGGCUCCACAAGGGACAGGGCCAUCAUUGGUCAGAUUCCCGAGAUCAGGAUAUCCCAAGAAGAAACGUCCAUGUGCUAGGAUCCAGGUUUUCCAGACCCCUUCGAGAAAGCUGAGAUUGUCCGUUAGCGGGGCCCAUGAACCAGCAAAAGUUGUUCAAUCAAACACAUUAACUAGUUAUCAACAACCUUCUCGUAAGCAUCUCGACAACCGUCGCAUCAUGAAGCGGGACCCGUGGCCCAAUUGGCAAGGCGUUUGA